Brassica napus (rape) is the source of this 855-nucleotide messenger RNA. Its product is annotated as LOB domain-containing protein 3. The record is from RefSeq and is a predicted model, not a curated record. The coding region runs from base 227 to 718 and encodes 163 amino acids. The transcript has 2 exons. NCBI's taxonomy places the organism in Eukaryota, Viridiplantae, Streptophyta, Magnoliopsida, Brassicales, Brassicaceae.
UGAGAAAUUUUCCAGGUGGGCCAUGGAAAUCUUAAGGCAUAGAGAUGGGAUUUUUUGUCCAAACAAAGCAAAUCUAAUGGCUUAUUGCUUUAGGGUUGGACCCACAAGAAGAUUUCAUGUCUCACUUUCUCGUCUUCUCUAUAUAAACAGACUCACUGAUUAUUCUCUAACUCCUUCUUCUCCUCUUGAUCAUUUGCUGUCAAGUCUCAAAAACUGUUUCUUCUAAAUGAGACGAAAGGGUCACAGUCACGGAGCAGUGUCGCCUUGUGCCGCGUGUAAGCUUCUCCGGCGAAAAUGUGUGGAAGACUGCGUCUUUGCUCCAUAUUUCCCGGCUAAAGAGCCUUACAAGUUUGCCAUUGUCCAUAAGAUUUUCGGUGCUAGUAAUGUCAAUAAGAUGUUGCAGGUGCUGUCGGAAAACCACCGGAGCGACGCCGUGAAUUCGAUUGUGUACGAGGCCAACGCGAGGGUUCAGGAUCCUGUGUACGGAUGUGUAGGAAUAAUAUCAUCAUUACAGAGACAACUCGAGACUCUCCAAACUCAGCUCGCUUUUGCUCAGGCCGAACUGGUUCAUAUGAAAACGCUCCACCGUAUUGACACUAAACCGCCACCCUACAUGGCGAGUGGCAUUAGUUUUCCGGCGAACAAAGACUUAUCUAAUGACGUCGACAUGGCUUUUGCGUACGAGAAUGGUGCCGGAGAGUCCCUUUGGUCGUGCUAGCUUUAGCCUGAUCUUAUCCUUGCAAUAGUUUUUUAAGAAAUGAUAAGAUUAUAUGCUAUAUAGCCUGUGUCAUAUGAACGUGGUAAGUGUAUAACUAAAGUAAAUCAAAGUAGCAACUAAAGAAUUAAGAUUAUAAA